AUGGAGAAAAAGAAGAUCCUGAUGAAGUCCAAGGUUGCUGCUCCCAACCUCCUGAGGGCACUGCAUUCCCUGUACCAGUUUGGGCACCUCUGUGAUGUGACAGUUCACACCCAACAUCUGGGAAUUCAGGAGGAGUUCCUGGUCCACAAAGCUGUCUUGGCUGCUUCCAGCAACUAUUUCAAGGGGCUUUUCCUGCAUGAUGAGAUGCUAGACACCAAGAAUUGCACCGUGACUCUGCAGGACAUCUACACAGAGGAGUUCACCUCCUUCCUGGAGUUUGUGUACACUGCAGAGGUGGAAAUCGAAGCGGAAAAGCUCCAGCGGAUGAAGGAAAUAGCUGAAAGACUGGAAUGCAAGGAUUUGCUUGACAUCUGUGAAGAAGUGAAAGCAGAGGGCAGGAAGGGUUUGGAUCUGAGCCUUCACCUGAAAGGGCAACGCUGUGACAAUGGUGGGUUACAGUGGCCUUGCAUCCAGCAGGAGGAGGACCACAGCCUGAGGAGCUCUUCCCAAGUGGUGGCAAUACCUGUGCAGAGGAAACUUUGGGAUAGGCAAAACCAGAAGAAGCUGCUGGUGGGCUAUGAGCUCGCUGGAGGCCAAGCAGCAGGCCUGGAGCAAGUGAACACUGCUUUUCCAGACCCAAAAUCCAGCACGGCAAAGUUGCUAAAAUGUAACAAGACACAUUCCAGGAACACACUCGGUGUGAACAUCAUUACUCUGGAAAAUGAGGAUAGCCAUUCCCUCCUAAGCCAGGCUGAGGCCCAGGAAGGCUGUAUGGUAAUUAGGAACACCCUUAGGGAGCAAUGGGAAGAUGAAAAGAGUUUGAUUCCACAAUUUCCAGGAAAAUCAGGAUGCAGGAAGUCACCACGGCAUGUGGCCAAAGUCCUGGCACCAGUGGCCUGUGAAAAGUGUGGUGAAUCCUUCCGCCUCCUGGAACAGUACCGGGAGCACACGGAGCUCAGGCACAACAUCCACCUGGCCAUGAGGUACCACUGUGAGAGGUGUGAGGAGCUCUUCCCUACUCCCCAGACCCUCCAGCAGCACCACUGCAAGAGGUUGAAGCGCCGCAAGGGCGCACCGGAUCACAUCCGUAGGGUGCAGGAGAGGAAGCAGGAUCCCCACUCCUGCCCCUACUGUGACAAGGUGGUCAGUUCCAAGUGUGGCCUCACCCUCCACAUCCGGACACACACCAGGGAGAGACCUUAUAAGUGUGAGCAAUGCCCCUCCAGCUUUGCUCAGAGGUCUUCCUACACCACGCACAUGAGGAAAAUCCAUGAGUCUGGGCAGGAGAGGAAACUUCUGCCUGUCUGUUGGAUGGUGGUUCCACCCACAAGCUGUGACAAAGAUUCCAACAGAGGGGUUUGGGAUGGGACACUGGAAGCUGGACAGCAACAGUGUGUGAGGCACAGAGAAGCCACGAGGCAUGAGGAAGAACCUGGGGGAUCAUCUAUGUCUGAGGCAGACCGUAGCAAUGAGCAAGAGGAACAGACAUGGAAAUACAAGGAAACUGAAGCCAGGAGUGAAGAAGGGAAUGAAGAUGGUGAGAUGAGUGUGAAGGGCGAGGAGGAGGGAGAUUACCAAGUGGGAUAUUCGGAAGCUGAAGGAAGCAGAGCCAAUGAGGUGUGCAGCGAGGAGGAUGGUGAAGACUCCAACGAGAAGGACAGUGAAGAGCAUGAGUUCACACUCCAGAAGAUCACUAAAAGCAGGGCCAGCAAGAAAUGCACCUACAUGAUUCAGUGUGAUAAGUGUCAGGAGCAGUUUGUUUCCCGCAAGAAGUAUGUGGAUCACUGCCGGGAUGUCCAUCAGUGCUUGCCUGGCAAAGUCUACCGGUGCGACAUCUGCAGCAAGUCCUUUGCCAGCCACAACAGCUGGAAGGAGCACCGUGCCUGCGUCCACACAGAGGAGAGGCAGUUUGCCUGCAGCCUCUGCAAUGCCACCUUCAAGAGGAAGAGGGAUGUGAGGACUCACUGCAUGAGGAAGCACGAGGGUAGGGUCAAACGGCCUCUCUGCUCCGUGUGUGGGAAGAUCCUCAGCUCCCGAACGGCACUGGUGUUCCACAUGCGGACACACACCGGAGAAAAGCCCUAUGAAUGUGGUGUUUGUCACUCCAAGUUUGCUCAGCCAUCCCAGCUGAAGAUCCAUACCAGGUCCCACACAGGGGAGAAGCCUUAUAUUUGUGAAGACUGUGGAGCUUCCUUUGCUGAUAAAGGAAAACUCACCGGGCACAAAAGGACACACACAGGAGAGCGUCUCUUCAAAUGCGAUGUGUGUGGGAAACACUUUGCCACCAACGAAUACCUGAAGUGCCACAAGCGCUGCCACAUGGGUGCCAAGCCCUACAAGUGUGGGGUUUGUGGGAAGACCUUUGGGCUGAGAGCCUCACUGGCCCAGCACAGCAACGUCCACGCAGAGACACGUCCAUAUUUCUGUGAGCAGUGUGGGAAAACCUUCACCCAACAGGGAGCUCUCCGUCGCCAUCAGCGCAUCCACACCGGGGAGAAGCCCUACAAGUGCCGCGCAUGCGAGAGGACCUUCACAGACAUGUCCACCCUGCGCAGACACGUGGCGAUUCAUGACAGGAAUGCUCACUGGAGAAGCUUCUUAAUCGACCUCACAACCAAAAAGGACCAUAAUUGGUCCAAAUAGAGACGCUUGCAUGUGCGGGAGGAGACUCCGUGCCAGAAAUGUGGUCAGUUGACCAAGGGAAGCUUUAUAAACCAGAAAGUCUUAAAACAGCAGCACAUGUGCCACCUG
This is a messenger RNA of Acanthisitta chloris (rifleman), 2751 nucleotides long. Its product is annotated as GDNF-inducible zinc finger protein 1-like. The record is from RefSeq and is a predicted model, not a curated record. NCBI's taxonomy places the organism in Eukaryota, Metazoa, Chordata, Aves, Passeriformes, Acanthisittidae. Gene Ontology annotation, molecular function: protein binding.